AUACCAAAUGUAUAGCACCUAUUUGCUGCAUCGCGAUUACUAUGGCUGUUGAAUGAUUGAAGUUGGGCUGUGCUAGCCACUUUCUUUGCCGUGUUGCCGUGAAACGUUUGCGAACAUGACACCGCAAGCUGCUAUGCUAGGCGCGGCGCUGCUUCUAUGCAGUAUGAGCUACGGCCUCGCUGUGACUCCGCACGGUAGCGCACAUUAUUAUCACGCACAUCGUGUAUGUGACAAGCGCACGGGUGGGAAAUACUGCAGCUCUGGAAAACUAAAGGGCUACAUUGGCUCCAUAGACACGGCGGCUCAGAUCAAGGAGGCGCUGGCGGCGACGGCCCACGAAAACGAACUCAUCGUGUUCUCUGAAAGCCGGCUGGGGGAGGCGGCGCAGACCAUGGCGCGCUUCCGAAACGCGGGGUACAGCCACAUCCUUGCUGUGACGCUGGCGCCAGACCUGUGUCACCGGCUGAAUCACGUGCUGAUGCCGUGGGUCAAGGCGCACGGGCCCGUCAGCUGCGGGACGUACCGGAGCCAGGAUGACAAGGGCAACCGCUACCCGCUGGGGUUCGAGUACCUCAUUCGCGGCAUUGGCUACACGGGCUGGUGGCUCAAAUGGUUUACGACAGCUCGGGCCGUGAUGCUGGGAUACAACGUGAUGGCCGUGGACAGCGACAGUCUGGUGGUGGACGACUUCUACUGGCGGGUCAAGUUGCCCUGGAGCCCGCACCUGGCCAAGUACAACAUGUUUACACAGUCUGAGGCCUCCACGGUAAUCAACAGCGGCUUCACCUAUGUGCAGAACGCCGCCUCCAACGGGCCCGUGGCGUGGAUGCUGUACGACAUGACUCACAAAAUCGUGCGGUGGAGUGAGGACCCCACGGAGCUGUUCAAACUAGCGCCACAGGCAGAGAAGGUCAACGCCAUCUGGGGCGACGACCAGGAGUCCAUGAGCGACACGCUGUUCAGCUGCAUGUGCGCCAAGCCGCGCUUCUUCAUCCUGGCUUACAACGUGCGUGACGAUCCAGAGGCAUGGAAGAAGCUGGGCGCAACUGGCUUCGGGGACUAUGUGGGCCGCAUCAGCUGCGCGGAUCGCUGGAAGACGGAGGGAGCACACGGCGAGCGCAUGGGCGUGUGCAUGCGUGUCACCGAAUGUGUGCCAUGCCUCCGCACACACUCACGCAUCUAAAUGCAUCAAUGCAAACACAUUCUCUCCUCUUUUUCUC
Molecule: messenger RNA, 1220 nt
Organism: Chlamydomonas reinhardtii
Lineage: Eukaryota; Viridiplantae; Chlorophyta; Chlorophyceae; Chlamydomonadales; Chlamydomonadaceae
Exons: 16
Coding region: 116-1183 (355 amino acids)
Source: RefSeq, a predicted model, not a curated record